AUGCAGCCCGCCCGGGCCCCCUCCGGCCAGAAAGGGCUGCGGCGCCCGGCGGCUGACAUCAUCGGGGCUGCGGGCGCGGAGCAGCCCGGCCCCCCCCCCUUGCCCGCCUCGCCCCCGCUCCACCGGCUGCAGCGGCCGCCUGAAGCCGCCCCCGCCCGGCACACCCCCGCCGCCAUGCCGGGAGAGGCCAAGGCACCUGAGACAGAUGGCUCUCGGAAUACCUCCACUUCCUCUACCCCGAGUGGCGAUGCCCUAACUCCGCUGCAGUUCUCCCCGAUGGCUGCCCCUGCCUUCCCGGCUGACCCUCCACUGGACCCCACCCUGUGUGGCAAAGGAGUCCCCUCCUUCCUGCCGGCCAAGAAAGAAGACCGCCCUCAACCCGAAGGAGCCAGCUGCGACGCGGCUGUUGGAGGUGCGGCUGCCGGCCUGGCAGCCCUGAGCGAAUGUGGGCAUGUCCUGAUGAAACCAGACCCCAAAGCCCUGGAGGGGGUCCCAAAGGGUCUUGGGGCCUCCCUGACGAGUGUGGACAUGCUGGACACCAGGGUAGUUAUGGGGGAGGAGACGCAGUGCCUCAGCGAGGAGGAGGAUGUGGGGGCAGCUGAGCUACAGGCCCUGGAAGCGGCCAUCUUGGGGGCCAGCUCUGGCGAGGCGGAGCAGGACGAGGCGGACAGUCGGGGCCUGGAGGCCUCUGAGGAGCUCCCUAGGAAGCCUCCCCACCAGGUAGUGAAAGACUGGAGCAACCGUCAAGCCUGCCUCUCUCUGCCGGGCCUGCCGCCUCAGGAGCUGGAGGCAGCGGUGUCCCUCUCUCAGGGCGACCCUCCGGCCAACGUGCCUUCCCCCUCUCCGACACUUGCCAAAGACCUUCCUGCGGAGCCAGCCGAGGCCCUGCCCUCGCCUCUCAAGACCACGUGCGGCCUGGACCCCGAGCUCUACUUCACGGCCCCCUCAACCCCCAUCAAGACUUUCUUUCCCCCACUCAGGCCUCAUCCUUUCUCCAAAGACAGCCUGAGCGAGGAGCCCGGCGAUCUGGACAGUGAAGGCCUCUGCUCCCCGCCCACCUCGCCCUCGGGGUCCUACAUCACCGCCGAGGGGGGCAGCUGGGCCUCGUCGGGCACGGGCAGCACCUCCCCGUCCUCCUCGCCCAACCUCAUCGCCGAGUCCGAAGCCAUGGAGGCCCCAGCGGUUUACGAGGAGUCUCCGUCAGAGCUGGAUCUUUCCGAGGGGCUCCCGAGAACGUCGUGUCUGCCUCCUCUGCUGGAGAGAGAGGGGGCCUUCCGCAUGCUGUCUCCCAGCACUUUAGUUCACUCUUUGUUUCCAGACGAGGACGACGAGGGUGAAGAUGACGGGCAGACGACACCGGAGGAGGACGGAGAUGACUGGGGUUCUGAGAUCACUGCCGCAGGACUGGAUUCUCGGAAGCCGGAACAGGUGAAGCUGUCACGGCCUAAGAGCCGUGGAGACUUUGCUGAUGCAGCAGAGCUGAGCACCAAGGAUCUGGGCCACGGGAUCUUCAAAGGAGAGAGCUUGCCUGCUGGUGAUCCCUCGGAAGAGCAUGUAGGAUCCACCCCUUCCUCCUCUUCACCAGCUGCCUUCCUAGGGCUUCUGUCAGAGGGGCCUGCUAGUCCACCCGGGGUCUGCUGCUCUGAUGCCGACAUAUCCGGCAGGCCGCAAGCAGAGGUGAUGGCGUCCCCCCCUGAUGACGGUGCAGAGAGCACAGAAAAUGACCCGAUGAUCCCCGCGUUGCUUCUGCCUUUCCACGGGAGCCUCAUCUUUGAGGCCGAGUCCAUGGAGAUCACGCUGUUCCCCCAGGGGGAGCCGGUGGAGAACGACGUUCUCUACUGCGCGGAGGACGAGGACAGCACGUCGGCCUCCUUUCUGCACUCUCUGUCGGAGACCUCCAUCAAUGAAGGGGUCGACGAGUCCUUUGCUUUCCAAGACGACACCUCCCAAUCCUCCGACUCGGCCUCCUAUAAUGGGGAGGAAGAUGAGCGGCUGUACAGCGUAGAGCAGCAUGCUGCGGUCCUGGAAGCUGCUCAGCAAGAGGCCAAGCCCUCCGCGGAGAACCCAGGGCCAGAAACGUCCCACUUGGGCAGCGAGAGCGAGAUGGAGACCUCGUCAGAUGCUUACAACACCGACGAGGAAGACUCCGGGUCUGCAGCUGCCGAAGCGCAGCCACCGGCCAAGGGGCAGCUAGGGGGGAACGGAUCCUCCCAGGACAAGCCUCGAGAGAAUGAAAGAUCCCAGGAGGGGCAGAUCCGAGGGGGUUUGGACUUUGAGCUCGCGGAUGCCUCCACACUGCAAGCUGCACCAAAGCGAAAGGGCCCUAGCAAUUCUUCUGAAUGUUCAAGAAGCAGCAGCAGCGUUUCUCCCACUGGUCGAGAGUGGGGGUCUCCUCAACAGCAGGACGCGGCAGCGUCUCCUGGAGUUCCGGGUCGCGGGACCAAAUCUGACGAGGAAGAGGACUCCCAAGGGGAAAUGGGCUCUUCCUGCAGCUCCCUGGAGCACCAGUCUCUCUCUGGCGCAGAAGAGAUCCUGGGGAGAGGUGCCCCCAAUUCUGGGGAAUGCCUGAUUGCCUGUUUCGAUACAGAUGAUGAAGCAGAUAACGUGUCUCCUUUGGAGAGUGCCGUGGAGAGGCCUCAGCCAGUGAGCCAAGUCUCCGAAGAAUGGAUUGGCCAGAUUUGUGUGGGAGCCGCCAUCCCUCUGGGGUGGGACCCCAAACCAUAUCAGCCUGUAGAGCUCACAGCCACAGAGGCGGCGGACUUGCCCACCUUUGACAUUGGUGCCCAGCUUAAAGAAUCGGAAGAACGACUUCUGGAACUCCUCGACCGAGAUGAUGCUUCUGGGGGAGGCUCGCCGGAGCUGGGAGGGGAGGAUGGAGGGGCGCCAGGCGUUGAUCCAGAGAAGGGGGAGGCCCUGUUUGUGUCCCUCCUUGAAUCUUCUGAGGUGGCCGUCUUGGAACAGCCGGAAGUGACCCGAGCGGACGAGCCCAUGGGAGAAUGCCUGUUUGCCUGUUUUGAGUCUGAAGAUGAACUGGAGGAGGCUUCGUCUCUUGAUCUGAUGAACAACAAUGAGGACCACAUGGGGGAGACCUUCUCUGAGGCAGGACCACAGCUCCUCAUUGGGCUAAAUGAGGCUCAGGAACACACACUCCUAGCCGCCACAGAGGUCACCUUGGAGGCAGUGGCACCUCUGCCUCAAGAAUCUCCUCUGCCCCACAAGGGCGUCGUAGUACCUCCUGCAGUCCUAGAUUGGGACCUCUAUGGGUCUAGGAGUGGCUCAAGAGAACCUGAGAUGGAAUCCCACACCAGGCAGCAUUUUGCCAGAAAGAAGCAGGAACCAGGCGAGGAUGCCCCUUCGGAGCCCCUCCAGCCAUGCUCAGAGACCGGAGAAACCAAAGACUCCAACAUGGGAGAUCCUCAGCCCAGUGAGAGCAGCCACAUGGCAAGGUCGGCAGAAAGAGGCAACCAUGCGGAUGAAGCUCGAGAGGCACUUAGAGAAUGUACUGAGUGCGUGGAUCGGCUGGGAGAAGAAGCUCCUGAGCCGAAGGAAGCUCCUGAGAUGUUGGAGGAGAAUCUGCAGUUGUCAACAUCAGCCUUGUCAGACCAGAAUUGGGAUACUCCAUCAGAGGAGGAGGAAGUCAUCUCAGAAUACGAAAGUGAAAAGUACAUGAAGGCGGACUUGGUUUCCGAAACCCCCUUUGUGGACGCCGCCUCCUGCCUACACCAACUUGAAGCGGAGUGCUUGAUCCCAGAGGCCUCGGGGCUGCCCGACUUGGUGUCUCUGGAGCUCCAGGGAGUCGGUGCUCCUCACAGGGGCUUUGAACCGCCCAACCUGAGAGACAACAACAUGAAUCUAGUGCGGGCUCAGGACAUUGAGGCUACGGAUGCACUUGCAGCGGGCAAGACCGGUGGUCUCAGGCCAUCGGCGAGCUCCAGCAUAAGGAGGGGGUACAAGGAGAACCAGGCAGCAGUUCCCAGUGUUGUGGCUGACGUGGCCACCAGUGAGCCGUCUGGUAGAAGAGAGCCCACUGAACAGUCGCAACUGGGGAGUGCCCGGCUUGCAGAGCCCCAGACAGUAACCAACGAUGCUGAGCUGUCCCCUCAACAAACGGCGAACUCUCUGCUCGCUUCUGAAGAUGACUUUUAUUUGGACACCCGUGCUCAGAUCAGGGGAGCUGUGCAGAGCACCCCCGCUGCCGAAAAGACAGUGAAACCUUCCACGAUUGGUACCAGUGACCUGCCUCGCGAAGGCCUGCAGAUGCCGAAGAAGACUUUUGCGCAGGCCUUGCUUCAAGGUCUCACGCCGGCUUUGGACGCUGAGCUCACGUGGCAGCAAAAGGAUGCCGUGACGUCUCCCCCAGGGCUGCCGGAGGUCUCUCCUUCGCACUCGUUUACAGACUCCAGCUUCUUCACAGCUGCCGAAGGCAGUUCUGUCGAGACCAUUGUGCUGACCACAUCUCCAGACUCCGAGAGAAGAGACCGACUAUCUCCUGAGCAAGCCAAGGGCAGCCCAGCAUAUGUCGCGGAGGAGAGCUCUCCUCUACAGGAACAGCCUGCAGCAACCCCUGAGCCGGAGCCUCCCGUGUUUGAGACGGAACCGUCGGUUGCUAAUGAAGAGGGACCUUCCCAGCCAAACACGGCCCUGUGUCUGCAUCACACGGCUCUUGCUAAAGAUCGUGGCUCGGCCAGAUCACGGCAUCAAAAGGCACAAAAGGAUGCGCUGCCCGUGUCGAGUAACAGCCAGCAUCUUUUCUUUGCUUCUGAAGAGGAGGUAUUCUUGACCGAGCCCAAUCUUGCUCCACAAGACCUUUCCCGUGCAGAAGCCGAGCGGGUUGGAGCGGCGGGCCAUUCAGGGACCGUGAACAUUGGCACAGCCACCGCUGAUCCCGAGACUGUUGCUCUGGAGAGCUCGCCUGCCACGCUCAGCCAGCCCGAACCCUCUGGUGCCUUCUUGCGGAGUUCUGCUGGAGUAUCGGAGUCUCCAGGCGCCCUCACGGUUCAGCAACAGAUAACCAGCAUGUUGCAAGGAUCCUUUGGGAGCCUGAAGGAGCAGAGAGCGGCGGGAGCUUGUCUCAGGAGCAGCCUGCUGGUGGCAGAAGCACAAAGUCUCCUUAAGGAGGGCAUCUUGGAGAGGUCCUCUGGGAAACCCACCCCGGAGUUGCUGGGAGUCAAGGAUCCGGAAGAGCCGGGCACUUUGACUCCUCCUCAUGGUGCUUCUGCUGCCGGUCAAGGGCACGAAGCCACUGGGCCUUCUGAGGAAGGAAAAGAUGGGGACCAGCAGGAGACAGAGGGCCUCGGAACUGCCCCUGAGGCUGAAGAGGCUUUCCCGUCUUCAGAGGCAGCCCCGGUGGAUGGCAGCCAGCUGUUGACGUCUGCAUCGGCCGAAGAAGGGGCCUGUUUUCCCAAAGAAGAGGUCGAUGGGCCCCCAGCUCAAAGUGUGCCAGAAGAAACCCCCCUCCAAGUCUUGGAUGCUGAUUUAUUAGCUGAAGAGGGAACCAGGGAGACCCCGGGAGAGCCUGCGGUAGAGGACGCCAGGAGAGAAGCAGGCAGCCCAUUGCAGGUGGAGAGCGGCCAGGAAGACGAAGCAAAAGCAGAGCCCUCUGACCUUGAGGAAAGCACAGAACCUCCUGACCUGGAUUCUUCCCCCUCCCUUCCUUGCGGCUCCUCCCUCCCUCCGCCACAGACCCCUCAACCGCCCAAAGCUCCAUCAGAAGCACCUCUCCUUGCUCAGCCUCCGUCUCCCUUGCAGUCAGAGGUACCCGUGUCUCUCCCCUUGGAGCCGGCAUCUGUCUCCCAGCCUCCUUCUGCAAGCUCAGAGUUCCAAGAAGUGCCUGUGGCGUCACCCGCACCAAUGCCACCGCCGCCUCCCUCGGAAAGCCUACCCCAAGCUCCAACUCCUACCUCCCGGCUUCCCACUUCUUCCGCAAACCCUGAGAAGGAGCCCGCCCGUGCCGAAGAGGCCCACUUCCUCCUGCGAGACUCCAGGAAACCUCCCAUGGAAGUCCUUCAGAGUGCCAGACCGGCCGUGCCCUGCCGAGACCAGCUUCCAGGUAGCAAGGAUUCCCGAGGCCGGAACCGGCUGCCUGGGAACAAAGACUCCCGAGGCAAGGACUCCCUCUCUGCCGGAGAGAAGAGAGCCAACCAUGGGGCCCUGCUGCUGGAGUCGAGCUCGUCCAGCGAGAGGGAGCUGCCGUAUCGCUGCCCGGAGAUCGAGAGCCUCCGGGAAGCUGCUGGGAUGGUCCUCCUGGAUGAGAAGAAGCCCUUGGUGGGCAGGGGAGCCCACGAAGCCAACCACAAAGAGUCUGGGAACGAUUCAGAAAGCAACGAAGGGUCUCUUCCCGAACUGGAGGAGCCGGAGGUUUCAGAACCACGGACAGCUCAGGCGCAGGCACAAUUAACACACUCCUUGGGAACGGGCGAAGAAUCCAUCAGCAAAGUGAAACAGAGCCGGAGCGAGAAGAAAGCACGGAAGGCCAUGUCCAAGCUUGGGCUGCGGCAAAUCCAUGGCGUCACCCGGAUCACAAUCCGCAAAUCCAAGAAUAUCUUGUUCGUGAUCACCAAGCCGGAUGUCUUCAAGAGCCCGGCUUCCGAUAUCUACAUCGUCUUUGGAGAGGCCAAGAUUGAAGACCUCUCCCAGCAAGUGCACAAGGCGGCCGCCGAGAAGUUCAAGGUCCCCAUGGAGCACUCGCCUUUGAUCACCGAGACGGCCCCCACCCUCACCAUCAAGGAGGAGAGCGAGGAGGAAGAGGAGGUGGACGAAACGGGCCUGGAGGUGAGAGAUAUCGAGCUGGUCAUGGCCCAGGCGAACGUGUCGCGGCCCAAAGCGGUCCGGGCCCUUCGGCACAAUAACAAUGACAUCGUCAACGCCAUCAUGGAGCUGACCAUGUAGCGACCGGCUGGCAGGUCCCCCGCCCCACCCAGUCUCUACCCCCCCUCCUGUAUAGAUGCACAGUUACUCCUAUCCAAUACAGCUGUCAUUCGUUAGGACUGCAAAUUACUAGUCCCAACUCUUCUGCAUUUGA
Molecule: messenger RNA, 7021 nt
Organism: Euleptes europaea (tarantolino)
Lineage: Eukaryota; Metazoa; Chordata; Lepidosauria; Squamata; Sphaerodactylidae
Product: NAC-alpha domain-containing protein 1-like
Exons: 11
Coding region: 1-6888 (2295 amino acids)
Biological process (GO): protein targeting to membrane
Cellular component (GO): nascent polypeptide-associated complex; cytoplasm
Source: RefSeq, a predicted model, not a curated record